GCUGCUGCAGAGGUUCCCGAACUCGCCCAGCUCACCUCCAACUCGGCCGGCAGCCCCUGGUGGGCGAACGGAGCUGUCCACCUGCUGGAACCGGUGCUGCCGGUUCGAGAGUGAGAGCUAGAGCUAGAGACAGAGGCUUCGGCGGCUGCUCGGGACUCGCACGCAGGGCGUUUCUGGCGGAACCCGCUAUUCUCCCGCUUUGCCUUCUCGGGGAGCCCCGGGACAAGCCCGCGGGCGAGUUUCGACCGGUUCCCCUCCGGCUAACGCCCCGGUGCCUCCACCCACCCACGGCUGGCCAAGGCAAGUCCCUUCGGCCGGGCUCUUCCUUGAUCGCGGGCCAAGGCGAGGUGACACGUAGCACUGCGGGCGGCCCCGGUCGUUGGACGGAAGGCAAAGCGGCGACCGAGGGGGUCUCACCACCGCCGCCCCUCGACCGCUACCGAUGGCGGGUACGAGACUGCAGUUCUCUUAAGGAUGUUUGGAAAAGCUGGAUUGUCCAAUGGAGGCUGCCGAGUGUGCCAGGAUCUUGCCAGGUAAUAGCAGCCUGUCGGGAGAUCAGCAACUGAAUUACCAUUCUCUGGAGCAGAGCCCCCCUAAACCCUCUACAGAAGUGAAGGGUUACCAGAGGAAGACAUGGAAGACGUUCCUCUGCCACUCGGUCUCCGUGCUCACUCUGGGGCUCCCCCUCGUCAUCUUCCACUGGAAGCCGCACCUGGAGAUCUACGCCAAAUGCACGCCCUGCCCCUUGGGCCAGGCAGACUGGGUGCUCAUCCGAGAUCAGUCGGGACGGUGUUUCGCAUCCAAGGUCCAAACAGAGCAGAUCGAAGAUGGCAGCCUCGACUCCAGAACAGACGAGGGGAGGAGCGCUAUCGCCGUGGGAGUUUCGGAUGACCAAGCAAGAAGCCGGGACACCAUACAGCUGCACCAGAAGGAAGAGAAAAACGUCCUUCGCUAUUACUCCUUCGAAGGCUUGCACUAUCUCUGGGUGGAAAGACGGCAAGCCUACUGCAGGGCGAGCACGUUGGAUGAAGGCUGGACUUGUUCCGAUCUCCACCUCUCCUGCCGCGGCCUGAGCAUCCAAGAGCAAUCUGCCAGGCACGUCCCGCCCUUUAGAGAAAGAGUGAUUUACGGCCCAAACCUGAUUGACGUGCCGGUGAAGUCAUACCUCUGGCUGCUGAUGGAUGAGAUCUUGAAUUUAUUCUACUUCUUCCAAGUGUUCAGCAUCACCUUAUGGAUCUGUGAAGAAUAUUACUCCUACGCGGCCUGCAUCUUUAUCAUUUCCACCAUCUCCAUCGGACUCUCUCUCUACGUCACCAAAAAGCAAAACAGGACUCUCCGGGACAUGGCAAAAGUGGUGAGCAGCGUGCAGAUCUGCCGACCUUCUGGAGAGAGAGUGGUGGUGAGUUCCGUGGAUCUCGUGCCAGGAGACGUCCUCGUGGUCUCUCCAGAGGGGAUGCUGGUUCCCUGCGAUGCCGCAUUGCUGAACGGCGAGUGUGUGGUCAAUGAAAGCCUUCUGACCGGGGAGAGCACACCAGUCCUGAAGACCCCUUUGCCUAAAAGCCCGGAAGAGGCCAACACCACCUAUUCCUCCGAAGAUCACAAACGACACACCCUGUUCUGUGGGACACAAAUCAUCCAGGCUCGAUCCCACGGAGAUGCUGACAUCCUGGCAGUUGUGACCCGCACUGGCUUCUACACAGCCAAAGGGGAUCUCAUCAGCUCCAUCCUUCAUCCCAAACCACUGAAGCUCAGAUUUCAUAACGAUGCUUGGAAGUUUGUCACCUUCCUUGCCAUCUUGGCCGUCAUUGGGACCAUCUACAGUAUCAUCAUCUUAAAGAGAAACAAGGUUUCCCGGUGGCUGAUAGCCCUCCGUGCUUUGGACAUUGUGACAGUGGCUGUUCCCCCAGCCUUGCCAGCUGCGAUGACGAUGGGCACCAUGUACGCUCAAGGUCGGCUGAAACGCCAGGGCAUUUUCUGUAUCAGUCCCCAACGCAUCGACCUCUGUGGAAAGGUGCGCCUGGUUUGCUUUGACAAGACAGGGACCCUUACCGCUGACGGCAUGGACAUCUGGGGAGUUGUUCCCCAGGCUGGCAGCUCUUUCCUGCCCAUCGUCCAUGAGCUCCGUCGCCUGGCCGAUGGGCCGCUGCUCCACUGUCUGGCCACCUGCCACACCCUCUCUUUGCUUGGAGAUCAGCCUAUAGGUGACCCGGUGGAUCUCCGGAUGCUGGAGUCUACUGGAUGGUCUCUGGUAGAAACCGAAGGGCCAGAGGUGAAGGCCUGCCUGGAACAGGACUUUGGGACUGGAGCUCUGCUGGUCAUAGCUCCCCCACUGCUGAGAGAGCAGCUCCCCGGCACGAAGACCCCGGUCCCUAUGGCUGUCCUCCGUCGCUUCCCGUUUUCUUCAGCUCUGCGGAGGAUGAGUGUUCUGGGGAAGGCUCCCGGCAAUAGCCCCGUGGAGGCUUUCAUGAAGGGAGCUCCAGAGACGGUGGCCGGCCUCUGCAAGAAAGAAUCAGUCCCCGAGGACUUUCCCCAGCAGCUGCAACAGUUGACAAGCAGCGGGUUCCGCGUUCUGGGCCUCGCUUAUAAGCCCUUGGUGGCCGUGGGGAGCUUUGAAGAAGCCCAGGAGGUGACCAGAGACUGGGUAGAGACGGACAUGGUCUUCCUUGGGUUCCUAGUCCUCAAGAACGUCCUCAAGCCCGAGACAGCACCGGUCAUCCGUGUGCUGCGCAGUGCAGGGAUCCAAACCGUUAUGGUCACAGGAGACAACAUGCUCACUGCAGUCAACGUGGCGAGGAGCUGCCAAAUGGUGGCGGCGCAGGAGCGCGUGGUGUUCGUGAACGCUGCACCUCCCAGCCGCGGCAAGGUAGCUGCCCUCACCUUCACUCCUUCAGAGCAGGUCAAGGAUGUGCACCAGCAAGAAAGCGACUUCCCAGAACAGCUGCCGUGCUCCUUUGCCUUGAACGGGAAAUCCUUUGCUGUCCUCUGCGAGUGCUUCCCAGCCCUCCUGCCCAAGAUAUUAGUCCAAACCACUAUUUUCGCACAGAUGUUACCUGAUCAGAAAACUCGCCUGGUUGAGCAUUUGCAACGUUUAAACUACUGUGUGGCCAUGUGUGGAGACGGGGCCAACGACUGUGGGGCUCUGAAGGCAGCCGACGUGGGCAUCUCGCUCUCCGAAGCAGAGGCCUCGGCCGCAGCACCGUUCACUUCCCAGAGGGCCAAUAUCGAGUGCGUCCCCAUCACCAUUAGGGAAGGAAGAUGCUCUUUGGUCACCUCCUUUGGCCUCUUCAAAUACAUGGCAUUCUACAGCCUCACGCAAUUCGUUUCCGUGCUCCUGUUGUACACGCUCAACACCAACCUGAGCGAUGGGCAGUUCCUGUUCAUCGACCUCAUCAUCACCACCACUAUGGUGGCUCUCAUGGGCAAGACGGAGCCUGCCGAGGACUUGGGCCUCAAGCGCCCACAAGGAGCCCUGAUCAGCCUUGCCGUCCUAGGCAGCCUUUGCCUCCAAACAGCUCUCAUCAUCGCAGUCCUGGUCAUCAUCUACUUCAUCACCGUAUCUCAGCAGUGGUUCACCCCUCUGAACAGCACUCUGUCAGCCCCUGCAAACCUCCCCAAUUAUGAGAACACCGUCAUCUUCUGCACCUCGGGGUUCCAGUACCUCAUCCUGGCAGUGGUCGUGUCCAAAGGCCGCCCUUUCCGUAAACCGCUUUAUACUAACGUGCCGUUUUUGAUGGCCUUACUCUUGCUCACCGGUGUCAUGAUCUGGCUGACCAUCUACCCGCUGACCUUCAUGCAAAAGCUCUUGCGUCUGAAGAGCGCCGGCGACCUGAGCUUCAAAGUGAUCUUGCUGGGAAUGGCUGCUCUCCACUUCUUCACGGCUUUUGUACUGGAGGUGGGCCUGGACCACGGCCUGCUGAACGGCUUCCGGAAGCUGCGACGCAAGAAGGCAUCAAAAAAACUGUACAAGCAGCUGCAGUGGGAGCUCAGCCAGGAGAAGAGCUCGUGGCCGCCUCUCCACGCACCUGUCUUCGCCCCCACCAGAAUCCCCCCCGCUGCAAGAUGACGCUAGUCGGCGACUUUCUAGCUGGAGGAAAAGCCCGCUGGGUCUCUGCUGAGGUUCCUUUUUGGAUCUAGCUCCAUCCUCUGCUGGGAUCCUCCGUCGACUGAUAGAGGCAACUCUGAGACUCCGAUAGCGGAGUUGCUGUGCUACAGAAGAAUCCAUCUUCACCAGCCUCUCGGUUGAAGCCACGGGAAGCACCCGAGAUUUCUGGCCACUCUGGGGGGCGGUGGGGGGGUGUUGUGUCUUCCUUGAAUCCCCUCCUCCUCAAGCAGGCUUUUUUUUUUCCUUAACCACAUGCUGGCUAAGAGAAAGCCGCCGGAGACCUCCCUUUAUCCAAGGCGAGAACAAUCUCCCCUUUACUGCUGGACAGGGAAUUUCAGCAGGUGCAGAACUUGUCCCACAUCAGAACUUCAAGCCAGAGGAAGAUAAAGGCUGUCUCCAAGGGCUUGCUCCCUGGCCAGUCUGGGAAUCAAGUUCCCUUCCACAGAGGAGGUCUACUUUCCACUGCAAAGAGAUCUGCUCUACUCUGCCUGGGUUCCUCUGGCUGCCAUUUCUAGUUGUUAAGGAUUCUUCAUCAGCUUCUUAUGGAUGGGCAGCCUUGGGGGGAUGGCUGCUGUAACCCACUACCACCCUAACUGAAAAAAGGGAGCCCAUGCAAGAGAGGGCCAGAAAGAGCUGGGCCAUUCGGUCUGUUUUGCUUUGGCUACCCUGUUUCCCCCAAAAUAAAACAUCCCCUGAUAAUAAGCCCAAUCGGGCUUUUGAGUGCAUGGUAAUAAGGCCAAGCGCUUAUUUCAGGGUUCAAAAAAAUAUAAGACAGGGUCUUAUUUUCGGGGAAACACGGUAGUAUUUUCGUGUGUGUGUGUCUUUGUGUGUAAAUGUAUAUAUGUAUAUAGAUAGUCCUCAACUUAACUCCACAACUGAGCCCAAAGUUUAUGUUGCUAAGUGAGAAAUUCAUUAAGUGAGUUUUGCUCCCCCCCCUUUUUAUGACUUUUCUUGCCACAGUUGUUAAGUGAAUCACUGAAGUUCUUAAAUCAGUAACACUGUUACUGUUAAGAGAAUCUGGCUUCCGCGCUGACUUUGCUUAUCAGAAGGUCGCGAAAGGGGAUCACGUUUCACACACACACACCCAUCUGCGACGGACACUGCGACCGUCAUAAACAGGAACCUUUUGCCAAGCAUCCGAAUAUAAAUCACAUGACCACGGGGAUGCUCUGUGGUGGUCGUUAAGUGUGAAAAAUGGUCGUAAGUCACUUUUUUUCAGUGCCAUUGUAACUUCAGUCACUAAGCAAACUGUCGUAAGUUGAGGACUGCCUGUAUAUGUAUACAUAUGUAUAUGUAUGUAUGUAUAUAUAUUUGCCAGUUUCUUCUUAAUAUUAGCAAUCAUGUUUAGUUAAUUGGCUAUUCAGAAGGGCUUAAGGUAAAGGUAAAGGUUCCCCUCGCACAUAUGUGCUAAUCGUUCCCGACUCUAGGGGGCGGUGCUACACUCCGUUUCAAAGCCGAAGAGCCAGCACUGUCCGAAGAUGUCUCCGUGGUCCUGUGGCCGACAUGACUCAACGCCAAAGGCGCACGGAACGCUGUUCCCUUCCCACCAAAGGUGGUCCCUAUUUUUCUACUUGCAUUUUUUUUUAAUGUGCUUUCGAACUGCUAGGUUGACAGAAGCUGGGACAAGUCACGGGAGCUCACCCCGCUAACGCAGCGCUAGGGAUUCGAACCGCCGAACUGCCGACCUUUCGAUCGACAAGCUCAGCCUCUUAGCCACUGUGUCACCGCAUCCCUUAAGGCAGAAGGGCUUACUACGGAACAAUUAACCAUCACAGAAGCAAUAAUGUAUUAAAUGAGUAACUUUGUAUGAAGAAGGUCUGGGACGAACAUGGGAUGGGGGGAAAUGCCAAGGAGAGGCAGGACACCCAUUUAAAAGGUGGCCUGGGCAAGAGGCAGGUGAGAAGAGGGCUGUCCCGGGUCUUGCAAGCAGAGAGUCUUUUGGUCCAGGCAGCCCCGUUCUCGAAGCGAUCCUGAAAAAAAGACAGCUGUGGGCCUUGCUGGAGCCGCUCUCUGCCCCUAAGAGAAGAACAGCUGAGAAAUGGACUGGAAGCGCCCAUCGGCAGAGCCGAAGCCAAUCGGUAGUUCCCACGCACCUUCCAUAGGCCCCCCCGUGUCUGCAUUCCCAGUGGCGGUGGAGAAACUGGCCAGAGAAAGAAACGGCAGCUUGUUUGAAUCCUUCCACCGCGGCGCGCCACCUCUAACAGGAGCCUCCCAAGGAGAUCCUUUCUGCCUGUCUCAGAUGAUGAUGGUAGACUGCCUCUAAACCUGGAGGCUUUGAGGAUCACCUCCUGUCCAAAAGCCGUGGAAGGAGCUGGCCAGUUCCCUCCUU
Messenger RNA from Pantherophis guttatus, 6431 nucleotides. NCBI's taxonomy places the organism in Eukaryota, Metazoa, Chordata, Lepidosauria, Squamata, Colubridae. The record is from RefSeq and is a predicted model, not a curated record.